Molecule: messenger RNA, 2293 nt
Organism: Oryctolagus cuniculus (rabbit)
Lineage: Eukaryota; Metazoa; Chordata; Mammalia; Lagomorpha; Leporidae
Gene: SP5
Product: Sp5 transcription factor
Biological process (GO): regulation of transcription by RNA polymerase II
Molecular function (GO): RNA polymerase II cis-regulatory region sequence-specific DNA binding; DNA-binding transcription factor activity, RNA polymerase II-specific
Source: RefSeq, a predicted model, not a curated record
CACAUAGUGAUUACUUCAUUAAUUGUCCCGCCUUUAUCUCCUCCCUUCCCAUCCCCCUAAUAAUCAGUUCUUUUAUCCAGACCAACAAACACACCAUAGGAGCUUUGUGGAUUCAAAGGAUUUGCUUUCGCUUCUGAAAGAGCCGCUAUUCUUUGAUGAUUGGGUAGCGGCAAACUUCAAAGCCAUAAAUCUUCCCUCUGACUGGCUGGCGGCCCAGCAAAGUCCUUAUCAAAUUCUUGGAGGUGAUCCUGAAGCGCUCAGACCGCGCGCGGGGCGAGCGAGCGGGGCGCGGCGAGGGGCGCGGGGCGCGGGGCGCAGGGCGGGGAGGGCCCCGGCGCGCGGAGCGGGCGCCGGGGAGGCACGCUGGGCGGCCGCUCGUCCUCGCCUUCGGGCGUCCAUGCCUCGGCGGCGGCGCCCCGCUCGGCAGCCCGCGGCCUGCAAGCUGUAGCCAUGGCCGCCGUGGCCGUCCUCCGGAACGACUCGCUGCAGGCCUUCCUCCAGGACCGCACCCCCAGCGCCUCCCCGGACCUGGGCAAGCACUCGCCCCUGGCGCUGCUGGCCGCCACCUGUAGCCGGAUCGGCCAGCCGGGCGCGGCGGCGCCCGCGGACUUCCUGCAGGUGCCCUACGACCCGGCGCUGGGCUCGCCCUCCAGGCUCUUCCACCCGUGGACCGCUGACAUGCCGGCGCACUCUCCCGGCGCGCUGCCGCCCCCACACCCCAGCCUGGGGCUUACGCCGCAGAAAACGCACCUGCAGCCGUCUUUCGGGGCUGCGCACGAGCUGCCGCUCACACCCCCUGCCGACCCCUCGUACCCCUACGAGUUCUCGCCAGUCAAGAUGCUGCCUUCGAGCAUGGCGGCCCUGCCCGCCAGCUGCGCGCCCGCCUACGUGCCGUACGCGGCUCAAGCCGCGCUGCCCCCGGGCUACUCCAACCUGCUGCCCCCGCCGCCUCCACCGCCGCCGCCCCCGCCGCCCCCGCCGCCACCGCCCACCUGCCGCCAACUGUCCCCCAAUCCGGCCCCCGACGACCUACCGUGGUGGAGCAUCCCGCAGACGGGCGCCGGGGCCUCCGGAGUUCCAGGGGGCGGCCUCCCCGGUGCUUGUUCCGGGGGCCCCCACGCGCCGCGCUUCCCCGCCUCGGCAGCCGCUGCGGCCGCGGCCGCCGCCGCCGCCGCCCUGCAACGCGGCCUGGUGUUGGGCCCGUCGGACUUCGCGCAGUACCAGAGCCAGAUCGCAGCGCUGCUGCAGACCAAGGCUCCCCUGGCGGCCACGGCCAGGAGGUGCCGCCGCUGCCGCUGCCCCAACUGCCAGGCGGCGGGCGGCGCCCCCGAGGCGGAGCCGGGCAAGAAGAAGCAGCACGUGUGCCACGUGCCGGGCUGCGGCAAGGUGUACGGCAAGACGUCGCACCUGAAGGCGCACCUGCGCUGGCACACGGGCGAGCGGCCUUUCGUGUGCAACUGGCUCUUCUGCGGCAAGAGCUUCACGCGCUCGGACGAGCUGCAGCGGCACCUGCGGACUCACACGGGCGAGAAGCGCUUCGCCUGCCCCGAGUGCGGCAAGCGCUUCAUGCGCAGCGACCACUUGGCCAAGCACGUCAAGACGCACCAAAAUAAGAAGCUCAAGGUAGCCGAGGCCGGGGUGAAGCGGGAGAACCCGCGGGACCUGUGAGCCCACCCUGGGAGCACCCCGGAAGGCCGCUCCCGUCUCGGGACCCCUUCCUGGUACUUUUGCGGGGGGUCCCGGGGGCCCUGGACGCAGCUGUCCCCGGGGGAGACUCAGCAGACCACUUUCCGCCGCCCGCCUCCCAAAGAGGAGCCAGGCUGUGGGCUUGCUCGGCGCUCGGACACAGGGACCCGGUGCCCAGGAGGCGCGGAGGAGGUAGAGUAGGGACCCGAAGGCGCUUGGGUCAGGUUUGGGAACCCUGCAUCACAAUCACACCAGAGCAGCUUCAAACUCUGACCCAAUCUCGCCGUCUGGGGGACCUGCAGUUUGGGGGCGCCCACCCUGGGCUGACCUUGUAUAUAGGAAACGCUGCUGGAUUAAAACGCAGGGACCUGGGGAGAUUUCAGACAGUUCUCGGGUUUUCGCUAGGACCGGCUCGGGCUUUGUACAGGUUAUUUAAUAGCUUUGUUAAAGAAUAUAAUAAUUAUAACGUUAAUAAAACAAAAAAGUUCCUUUUGUCCUCGGCUCCUCGCAGAGCUACAGCAUGAUAUGUCUCUGUAAAGCGAUCGGCAGUUGCAGCGUGAAAAUAAAUUACGUUCACUCCGGGGUCACCUCGGGAAGACCCCGCUGA